Messenger RNA from Paramuricea clavata, 9731 nucleotides. The record is from the annotation of a GenBank genome assembly. Lineage: Eukaryota; Metazoa; Cnidaria; Anthozoa; Malacalcyonacea; Plexauridae.
GAAUUAAUUGUUUUCAUUGUAUUUAAAUCUUUCGGGGUUCUGUUGGCAAUCUUUCACAUUUCAAAUUGAAAAUUCCAUUCAACGCGUAUUAUGUCAGAAUCGUACCAGAACAUUGGAAUAUGUCUCUUUGCUCACGAUAUGUCGUAUUCGGUUGCGGGAACAUCACUGCUACCUUGGCUCCGACGACUAUUCCGUGCUCUGGCUUCACCUGUAAUAAUAGUCUCUGUAUCAACUCGAAAUGGCGAUGUGACGGAAGCGAUGAUUGCGGAGAUAACACAGAUGAAAUAGAAUGUCCACCAGUCACGUGCUCUGACAACCAGUUUACGUGCAACAACAGUAAAUGCAUUGGCAUUGAUCACGUGUGUGAUGGAGAUGAUGAUUGUGGUGACAAGUCCGAUGAGAGCCCUGGAUGUAUUAAACCAACAUGUGCAUCUACCCAGUUCAUGUGUAACACGAGUCAAUGCAUACUACUCAGGUAAACUGUAGUUUGCACUAUAUAUAAUUUACAAGGAAGGAUUACAAAGCGCGUUCAAAAACGAGGCGGAAGCCGAGUGUUUUCGAGGCGUUUUGACAUUAACGUCCCAAACGAAUAAGUAUAAGAGAAGUUCAACACAAAAGUUUCGUGUUUAGUAUCAACCAUGCUGUGCUGAUUUCGUUUCCUUGUGAACCACCAAUAAGUUGGAGAAGUACACAUAAACAAUAUUGGUUUGCUAACACGAGUUGCUUCAGGAUUUUAGUAACAUUGUAAAUAAAUUGUGUUCAUGUUCUUAAGUCGUAAUAGUGCAUUUAUCGUCACUGCUGCUUAAAUAGAUGGAGGAACAUAGGGCUGGGGCUACUUCCCCCAAUUUUUUAAUCGGGCAGAUUCUACUUCAAAGUUGGACACCCCCUCAGGUCGACAGAAUAGUGGGAACAAUAUUUGGAGGAAAAUGUUUGUAGUUGUCGGGUGACUUCAUGUGCGUUGGGAAAAUUUGUAUCCGCCCCUGGAAAUGUUUACCUCCCGUAUGCCUAUGGUUAGGAGAUUUUGGAAUGAUGUCUGACAUGUCGGUUUGGCAUUACGUUUGUCUCCUUUAUAGCAUAGGUGUGCAUAGCCCCCGUUCAAUAAAAGACUUGACUUUUCACCCGCGACAUCUUAAUCAAUACACAGAUCUCACUAUCUUGUACAGUAGCUAUAUGCCGUCCAUGGACACGAUUUUAAACAUUGAUUGGGAAUGAUUUGUGUUGUUAUAGAUUCCUUUGUGAUGGUGAUAUAGAUUGCCCUGGAGGUGAAGAUGAAGAUCGCGACAACUGUCCAACGACAACUGGACCACCAGCUUGCGAGUUCCUGUGUUCAGACGGCACGUGUAUUUCAAGGACAAGAAUCUGUGAUUACUUCAAGGACUGUAAUAACAGCAUGGAUGAAACUAACUGUACUUGUACUAACACGACACAAUGGCGUUGCCCGAGAACUAAGAAAUGUAUUUCCAUCACUUAUAUCUGCGAUGGAACAGAAGAAUGUCCACAAGGAGAAGAUGAAGAGAACUGUCCUACGAUAUUACCAACAACCAUUGCUUCAACCGUACCUAGUAUUUCAAGCACAGGACAACCAGUUAUACAUUUCACCACCACCCCGGCUGUCAUCAUUCCGCCACUCUGUGUUCGAGGAAACAACUCGUACAAAGUAAGAACCAAACAGUGAUAGUGCUCUCUUUUAAAAAUGCAAGAUAAUAACUCACAGUAAAAUGAGCCCAGUUGGAUGUACAAUAAUUCAACAUCCUCGAAAAUCAAAGGAUUUGACCGCUUUUCCCAGAAAUCUCCAUGAUUAAUAAAACAUUUGAGAACGUUGCGCAUCGAAGCAAUGUUUGCUGAGAAAAUAUGUUCCUUGGUAAAAUGAACCUACUUCUGGAAAACAGUUUUAAUAAAAACCUUUGUUGCCUUUCCUGGAAUGUAGUUUAACAAUAAGUAGUACUCACGAUUUCUGAAUUGUUAUAGGUUGGUGAUACUUGGACGGAAAAUGAAUGUGACAAAUGUCGUUGUCUUGAUGAUGGUUCAACCAACUGUACGAAGUUCUGUUCAAUUAUUUCUUGUCCAACGGUACGUGUCUGCACACAACAUACGUUCUUGUAUUCAAACAAUUCAUUCAAUGGUUCUCUAAAUUUCGGCUAUCGCGUCAAAACCACUUGUAGAAUUGUUCAAUAAUACGUACACAACACAUUCGUCUAAGAUUUAUGAUAAUUACUAUUAGGGUAAUGUUGAACUUCCCACUGCGCAAGUUUCAUUAGUAUGGCUCUGCCAAUAACUACAUAUGUACUUACACCAAUGCCGGUAUGCAAUAAUCCAAUCCCUGUAUGGGUCAUAAUGGCUGAUGGCUUUUGUAGUCAACUGUUCCACUUGGGUGUAACAUCGCUUCCCUGCAAGUUUAUUGUGCCAGGUCAAACCUUGACACUCGUUUGCUAUUCGCGCCAGAGAAAAAAACAUUGCUUGCAAUUGCACUAUACAACUUAUAAUUAACUUUCCUGGUUGACUAUUAUUUAACUUAUGAAAUUAUCCCUGCACGACUAUUAAUAUUCCCUAAUCAUGUACAUACCAUGUUACUUACCAGGGUGAAGUGCUUGCAACGUCGUCAAGUGAAUGUUGCAACUGUCUUCCUGUUACUACAACCAAGCCAGUUACAACAGCUGGCGUCACUACAAAAUUAACAAAAGGUUAGUAAAUGUUCCACGAUCAAACUCUUCACCCUAAAAGGACGAAGAAGCAUCUAAUAUCUGACAUUUCAAAGUACACUAAACAGAUAAACGUCUAACACUGCAAAGUACACUAAACAUCUAACACUGCAAACUGUGAAAAGUACACUGAACGUUUUGAUGGAAUUAUCUGUGUAUUGAUGGAGAUGAAACAACGUCCCAUCACGCCAAACAUGUUGCGUCAACGCUUGGAAAUAAUAUUACCAAAGAUAUGUUGUGGCGCAAUUCAACAUUUCCGAGACAAAUUGGACCGGUUAGAAGCAUACAUGUAUAGCAUAUAUAUCCUUGCACUUUAUACUGGAAUUUGAUUAUCUCUUCUCUUACAGUUACAACAGUACCAACGACUCCAACAAAAAUCCCAACACCGCUUGUUACAACAACAGGUAAAGCUGACCUAUUAAUCGACGAGUAACGCUUAUAUAUAGGUAUCCGUUUGACGAAUCCCAUAUAGAAAUUGCUGGAUACUUGAUUAGGAAAGAAGCAUGGCUUCAAACGAUCGCAAGUUAGAGACUCCUAACAUGUAACUAAACCCAUUUUCGCAGUAUUAACAUAAACGUUUCUACGACUACAAAUGACUGCUUUGACUGUUACGUCGAUUAAAAUUACUACAGUCACGUACAUUUUUUAUUGCAGCUCCUGUUCUUGGUUGCACCAACGUGACGUGCUCUUGUCCACAAACGUGCGCGGAUAUAGCUCGUGGUUCUGAUAACUGCAGUACAUCUGAAUGUAAACCUGGUUGUCAAUGUCCACCUGGCGCUGUCUUAGAAAAUGAUCUUUGUCUGAAUGCAACUACUUGUCCAUGUUACCAUGAGGGUGAAGUAUACGAGGUGAGCGCUACUGCUACCUAACUGUUACUGAUAUUCACUGAAGGGCUUGAAUCCGGGGGUUCUCCAUUAAUUUAUUGUACGAUCAUCCAGAUAAAUUUUUUUUCUGUACAAUUAGUCCGCGAUAUAUAUGCCAGGCGCAUACGCUGGACUAAUUGCGCAUGAACGCAGGCUCGCAUGCCUUGAACGCAUGCGCGAGCAAACAACCUCACGACCACGCGCACGUCAUUUUGACGCAAGAUAAAUGACGUCUUUGAUAAAUGACGUCUUUGAUAAUGGCUGCCGUAUAGGUAGCAAUCUCGUUCCCCGAACAUGCCCGUUCGCAGGUUAAGGGUGGGCAUAGCUCUGGAGAAAUCGAAUUGAUUCAGGCCUGUGAUUGGCUAACGGCAGAUAGUACGUUGGAUUUCCAACGUGAGUUCUACGCAUGCUUGGCAAUUGUUGCAAAAUAUAAACAAAGUUUUGGAAUUUCUCGUCGAAAAUUUGCUACUUUUUUACACUGAAAUCGAUUGAAAACAGCUAGAAAUUCUGGAGGGAAUAUGUGCGAAAGCUUCGGAUUGAUAGGGAUACAACUACCUGAAAAAUACAAGGAGAACUUCGACGUUUCGAGCGAAGGCGCUUCGACUUGUGCUGUUAAUGUUUGUAUAUAUAGUACUUGACCUUUUAUACUGUCGUACUUACCACUACGUACUUAACACUACGUAUACCAUAAAUUCUGACAGGAGAGUUAAAUGUAAAUUUUAAAGCAUAAAAAUAUAUAAUACUCAUUCUUGAGGAGAUUUAUCAGUAAAGGUGUACAAGCUAGUGAUAAGUACAAGUAAGUACAUCAGUACAAGCUAGUGAUAAGUCGAAGCGCCUUUCCUCGAAACGUCGAAGUUCUCCUUGUAUUUUUCAGGUAGUUGUAUACCUAUCAAUCCGAAGCUUUCGUACAUAUUCCCUCCAGAAUUUCUAGCUGUUUUCAAUCGAUUUCAGUGUAAAAAAGUAGCAAAUUUUCGACGAGAAAUUCUAAAUACUUUAUUUAUAUUUUGCAACAAUUGCUUAGCAUGCGUAGAACUCGCGUUGGAAAUUCAACGUGAAUCAAUUCGAUUUCUCCAGAGCUAUGCCCACCCUUAACCUGCGAACGGGCAUGCUCGGGGAACGAGAUUGUAUAGGUAGUCGAAACGUCAGAAACAACUAAAAAAAAUUAAUGUUACUGAUCUGUUGCGCAUUAUUGAUUUUUGCCUGGUUUCCAUUUGAUGGCGAAGUCAUGGAAAUAGUGUGGACCUAUCUUGACAUGCAGUGUCCCAAAUCAAGAAACGACCCUGGGAGUAGGCAGACUAAACUGGGAGUGUAUUUACCGUACAACAGAAUCUUGCAACUUACACCACUCUUGCGGAUUGAAGCAAAAUGCGCAAUACCACGCCCUUUCAAAACAUUCUAUGCUUCCAUUUUGAUUGCGCAUGAACUAAAACCUUCCGAAGUUUCCGAAAGAGUUACAGUUCUACGUUCCACCCGUACGGUUGUUGUUUUAUGUUAUGUAAGACAUCUGUUGAGUUACUGUUUUUACAUUUUAGUUUGGAGAGUAUUACAACAAAGACGUCUGUAUUGUCUGCAUGUGUGUGAGUGAUGGAUUUUCCUGCCAAAAGAAAUGCAACAAGACCUGCUUAGCCGUAAGGACUGUCCUAAUUCAUAACUAUUAACGAUGCAUGUAUAUGUAUGAAAUGUGUAUGUUGUUAACUGGUUAAAUGCUUGAUUUCAGUAUGAAGAACUUGUAACGCUACCUGACCAGUGCUGCUAUUGUAGACAGAGUAAGUGUCCGGUAGAGUUCGUAAACGUGUAGCAAUAGUUGAAACUGGAACUCGUGUUUUAUGUACUUUAUUACAAUGUUUUACGAUCUACAUUUUACGAUAUUCUCUGUUGCAGAAUGUCGUUUCGACAUGAUCUACAAACAAUGCAGCUGUCCCAUUACCUGUGAAAAUACAACGUGUGAUUCUACCCAUUGUAAACCUGGCUGUGAAUGUCCAAUUGGAAAAUAUGAUGAUGGCACCGCAUGUGUUGCAAGAAAGGAUUGCUACUGCAUUGUCGAUGGACAACAGGUUGAGGUACGGUUAUAAGGAUCAAAUUCAGGGAAUGAAAUAAACGACUGGUCAAUAAUUGCAGUCCACAACAAUACUAGAGGACGAGUAUGUACAUGUACAUGUACAUGUACAAUAAAGAAAAUAGUAAAGCAGUACGCUAUUUCUUUCAAAGUCCUAAUCUAUUGCAUGAGUAUUGAGGUUCAAUACUCGUAAUUUUGUAGAUAUUGUGAAGGUUGCAUGUACAGUACAAUAUAAACUAGGAUAAUUUUGUUCUUAACAUGUCAUUUUGGUCGCAAAAAUCUCUCUUCAUAUGCUAUACAUGAACUUUUCCAGAGUGGUGAAAGCUGGACUAAGGGAGAAUGUGCUAGAUGUUUUUGUACUGAUGGCGAAGAACUGUGUAACAAAACUUGUAACAUUACAUCGUGUCCUACGGUUAGUUACUUUCAUUAUAAUCUCUUGUUAUGGUGUUCCUUCACUGGUCAUGCCUCUUUAUUACCCGUUCAGAGCAAUCUAAGUGAUGAAAGUUGUUUUCUCUUUUGCAGGCUUAUCAACUAGUCCACCCUCUUGAUGGCUGUUGUACUUGUAUUAAAUUACGUAAGUGAACUUCGGAAUCACUGUAUUACCUGGGUUAAACGCAAUAAAUCUAGAAUUUCUCCCGUUUUUCCACAGCCUCUACCAUACCAACAACGGCAGUAGCUACACAAGCUCCUGGAUGUUAUGACAAUGGCACGCUAAAGAAGGUAUCAUACAGUAUAUACAUUUCUUCAACGUAUGUAUGUAUAUAUGUAUGUAUGUAUAUGUAUGUAUAUGUAUGUAUGUAUGUGUGUAUAUGUAUGUGUGCGUGUGUGUGUGUUUUAUAUAUAUGUGUAUAUAUAUAUAUAUGUGUAUAUUAUAUAUGUAUAUAUGUAUAUAUUAUAUAUAUGUAUAUAUUACAUAUAUAUACAUAUAUAUACACAUAUACAGUUUCUUUGUCGCUGAAAAACUGACAACAGAAAUAGGAAGUUGUGUUGCUAACUCGUGCAGUGUUUGCUUACUUUCCAACCAGUCAUGAUAUUGACCUUUCUCUUCUACAAGUUGAGAUCAAAGCUGACUACUGUCAGCGGACAAAACAGGGCUUACCGCAAUGAUAAUCACUGAUUUAUUUUAAUGCUUAUUAUUAAUUGUCAAGGUCGGUCAAACCUGGUCCAAUGAUCUCUGUGAAAAUUGCACUUGUGAAGAAAACAACCAAGUCAAAUGUGUUUCGACAACUUGCCCAAAUGUAUGCCCACAGGUAAGGUCGACUUGAUGACAUCGAUACUGCUCUACGUUUAGUUUAUUAACCCUUAACAUGCUGAACGUAAAUGUGUUGGGUUUGCACAACCAAGUUAACAGUUAUUAUAUAGACGUUUCGUAUCUUACUGCAUGUUUAAUCCUCCAUUCAAUUAUAAUUGUUUGUUUUUCAGGGAUGCAAAGUCCAACAGACUCCAGGGAAAUGUUGCAACGAAUGUGGUGAGUUAACGGAGUUUAUGUGUUGAUAUGGUGCUCAAUCAACACCUAAGAAUUGAGAUAGUUGUUUCGGCAUAGCCACUAGUGGACCGACUCUCUUUCCCUUCAUAUUCGAACUGUUAAAAAUCGCUUUGCUGUUUCUGAUUUCCUGUUACUUGUACAUUACUUGUCUAAUAUUCUUUAAUACAAACACUGAAACCACUAUUCUACACGAAUAUAGCUAGUGUUUCCGAGCAUACGAAUUAAAAUAUUUUUCUUGCAGUACCACUUUCCUACAUUCCAACUUGCAAAGACAAUGGAAUAACUUACAAAGUACGUAUUUACAAAGAACUACUUGGGAAUUCCAAUGGAAAUGUACCAGAUUAUUGAUGUUCAUUAUUUUCUUAACUUAUUAGGCUGGAGAAACAUGGAAACCCGAGCCUUGCCAGAAUUGUUCAUGUUCCUCAGACGGAAAAGUAACGUGUCGUAUUGAACAGUGUCUACAAACCUGUCCUGUGGUAAGUACUAUAUAUAUUGAUAGCGAUAGCCAAUACUAAUAAUUAAUUAAGAAAGCAAUAAAUGUGCAGUAAUUUCUUAAUUCUCACAUGUCAAUUCCACAACUUUGUGUUAGGGUUUUGAACGUCGCCAUUUGCCUGGUCAAUGUUGUCCCAAGUGUGGUAAGUUCGUACAUUAUGUUGAAAUUAAGGCAUUUAUGCAAAAUCAAACACUUUAUAUAGUAGAAACCCUUGUGCAUGCAUGCCCAUAGGACAUGUUGACUAAUCUGACGCAUAACCAGUUCUAAUCCGUUUUCACCGCAACAUUCUAAUUUAUGAGAAUACGCAAAAACGCCAGGCCAGUUUGUUAUCUGCUUCAAUCAAUACAUAACCUGAGUAUCAGGCUCUAUUUUACAAAUAGAGCCUGAUACAAAACUUAACCUGAUCGCUUUCCGCCCACAGCAAAGUUUAUAUUUAGUAUCCAAUCAAAAUGUCGCAGGAGAAAUUUAAAUUUCACACAACGACAACAACAAUCUAAUUAUAGCAUAGACAGCCCACUAAACGGCUGAAUUUAAAUUAAACUGCAAUGAACUUAUAAAAUUAACAAAAAUAAUCACAAAUUAGCGAAAUAUAUUGCAAAUGUAGCUUAUAUUAAAUCGCCACCCGAUUGCUCUCUCCUCCGCAGAGGUUUCAGUGACUACAAUGAGCUUUACAUGGCGCUUGCCGUAUUUAUCAACAAACAGUGACGUAUAAUUAUAAAGUAUAUAUAUAUAUUAAGUAUACUUUAUAACUAUACGUCAGUCGAUAGCGCAAUCUGAUUGCGAUUUAAUAUAAGCUACAUUUGCAAUAUAUAUCGCUAAUUUGCGAUUAUUUUCUAAUUUUACUGCAGUUUUAAUUUAAAUUCAGCCGUUUAGUGGGCCGGCUAUAAUUGUAGUUGUGAUCGUUAUAAAAUAUAUCAACAACAAUAGUAUAAUCUAAUUAGCACCAGCCAAUCAAAUGACAGAUUUAAAAAUCGUUUGUCUAAUCGGCCAAUCAGCGCCCAGUCCAGAUUCUGGACUGAACAACCAGGCAAAAUGCCACUUUUGUGUCAGGCCGUACUUUUCUCCCCUUCGCCCACGAUCAGGCGUGCCUGUGCCCUAAAAAGUACGGCCUGAUACUCAGGUUAAUCAAUACACGCAGGUCUUGUACGGACGUUGACUACUCCGUCCACAUCACAUGCACAGUCCUGACUUUACGCAACAGCAGAUGGCGUGCAAUUGCAUGGAAAACAAAACUCCGUAUUCGCAUACAAUUGGUGAAUGCUGGUCAGGACUGGUGUUUGGUAAUAUUGUUCUCAACCUUCACCUUGCUAAUUUAAAAUUGUUUUUGCUACCUUGAUAAAUCUUGAACAUUAACCUUUCUUUUCAUUUCAUUUCUUAGUUCCAGUGUCGCUGUGUACCACGAUCAGGAUGACUACAGUAAUCACAGACCUCGACGGUUGUACGAGUAAAAAUGCCACAGCAUCGUUCUGUAACGGACCAUGUCACUCCAACGGAACUGUCUCUAUUAUUGGUAAUAUGACCAUCACCUCGACAUGUUACUGCUGUAAACCUACAGCCUUGGCACAAAGUUCAACAACUAUGAUAUGUCCUGGUGGAUCAAGUUAUGUUCAUUACUAUCCCGUCAUUCAGCAAUGUUCGUGUACCAAAUGCCGUGCUGACGCAACUAAUGAACUGAAUCAAUUACUCAUUUCAAUUACUCAAGAAAACCAAGGGUGAAACGUAUAUAUAUAUUGGUUAAAUAACUGAAAACUAGAAUAUAAAAAUUUAAUAGACUAAUUUUAUUUAGAAAUAGGAACAUAUAUAUAUUAGUAAAUAUUACAUUAUUUAGAUAGUUUGUAUUAUAUUAAUUUUGUAUAAUAUGUACUGCGCACUGUGUUACAUAGUUCUGUAUGUUUAUUAAUUAUCUGCAAAUUAUGCUAAUAUAUGUUAAUACUUAAUAGAUAAAAUGGAUAGUGACUAGUACACAUCCCUAUACCAAGAAUACAUAGGUAUAAAAAUAUUUAAAUAGAAUAUAGUUAUCAGUUACGUUAUAGAACUAUUUAUAUUUAACUAAAAAUAAUUAUUUAAGAUUUACAGUAUGUAAGAAGUCAUUAGAAUUGUAUGCUGGCGUACAAUUAACUAUGUAAAAAUUGAC